UUUUCUUUUUUUUUUUCUUUUUUUCUUUUUUUUUUUUUUUUGGGUCCUUGCUUGGAAAAGCACCUUCACCCUCCGGAGAUGGGGAUGUCCCGGCCGAAUCGCCCCCCUCGCUUCCCUCAAAGCUAAAAAAUCCCGGGCUCGGAUGCGGUGGCUGUGAUUUCAGGACAGCAGCGAUGAAGCACUGUUUCUACAAUGAGACCGUGGGGUUCUUCUACAACAACAGCCGCAAAGAGUUGACCACCUACUGGAGGACAAAGGAUGUGCUGGUGGUGGCCCUGGGCCUGACAGUGAGUGUCAUCGUGCUCCUGACCAACCUGCUGGUCAUCACCGCCAUCAUCAUCAACCGGCGUUUCCACUACCCCAUCUACUACCUGUUGGGCAACUUGGCGGCCGCCGACCUCUUUGCGGGCAUCGCCUACAUGUUCCUCAUGUUCCACACGGGGCCCAGGACAGCGGAGCUCUCCCUGAAGACCUGGUUCAUCCGUCAGAGCCUGCUGGACACCAGUUUGACAGCCUCUGUGGUGAACCUGCUGGCGAUCGCCGUAGAGAGGCACCAGACUGUGUUCACCAUGCAGUUACACAGCAAAAUGUCCAACCAGCGCGUGAUGAUCCUCAUCUUCUGCAUCUGGGUGACGGCCCUGCUCCUGGGGCUCAUCCCCUCCUACGGUUGGCACUGUCUCUGCGCCCUGGAGAAGUGUUCCAGCAUGGCACCCCUCUACAGCAGGAGCUACCUGACCUUCUGGGCCAUCUCCAAUCUGGUCAUCUUCCUCAUCAUGGUGGUUGUCUACACGCACAUCUUCAUCUACGUCAAGAGGAAGAUGACGCGGAUGUCCAAGCACACCAGCUUCCACCCCCGCUACAAGGAGACCAUGAUCAGCCUCGUCAAGACGGUCACCAUUAUCUUGAGUGCCUUUGUCAUCUGCUGGACCCCGGGCCAAGUGGUGCUCCUCCUGGAUGGUUUGGGCUGCAAGAGCUGCAACGUCCUGGCGGUGGAGAAAUACGUCCUUCUGCUGGCAGAGAUCAACUCCUUGAUAAACGCCAUCGUCUACUCUUACAGGGACAACGAGAUGCGCAGCACCUUCCGCAGGAUCCUCUGCUUUGUCUGUUACAGGAAUUCCAAAUACACCCCCACGGUGGUGAAGCUGAACACCACGGACCGCAGAACGCUCUCUCAAAACGGGCACUUCACGGUGGAUUCCUCUAUUUAAGCUCUCACUCAUCUACCACUUUCCGAGCGGAGGAGCAGAGCCUCCUUCCAAAGCAGCAAAGACUCCUUUAUUAUUUUUUUUUUUUAAUUUUUUUAACGUGCUCAAGCCUAACUAUUUCCCUAGAAUCCUUUGUCCGUGGGUAAAGGGACGAGAUGCUUUUAAAGGAACUGCUGGAUGGCGCGUGACUUUAA
Messenger RNA from Calidris pugnax (ruff), 1399 nucleotides. RefSeq names its product lysophosphatidic acid receptor 2 (gene LPAR2). Gene Ontology annotation, molecular function: lysophosphatidic acid receptor activity. NCBI's taxonomy places the organism in Eukaryota, Metazoa, Chordata, Aves, Charadriiformes, Scolopacidae. The record is from RefSeq and is a predicted model, not a curated record. The coding region runs from base 174 to 1208 and encodes 344 amino acids. Gene Ontology annotation, biological process: G protein-coupled receptor signaling pathway. Gene Ontology annotation, cellular component: membrane. The transcript is spliced from 3 exons.